Messenger RNA from Aureobasidium namibiae CBS 147.97, 471 nucleotides. RefSeq lists its product as uncharacterized. Lineage: Eukaryota; Fungi; Ascomycota; Dothideomycetes; Dothideales; Saccotheciaceae. The transcript has a single exon. Bases 1 to 471 code for a protein of 156 amino acids. The record is from RefSeq and is a predicted model, not a curated record.
AUGGCUGCUCUUCUUAUCGCCCUUGUCGUCCUUCUUAUCAUCGCUCUGCUCUGUGUCGUCGCCCUCUACUUCAUGCGCUGGAGAAAGCGUUCGAUGCGUGCCGGCUCUCUCGACUUUGAUGAUGAAGAGAAAUCAUCUUCAGCCCGCCACCACCGUGUCACUGUCCGUCCUCACGAGUCCAUCAUUGUCUACCAGGAGAAGCAAAGCCUCAUCGACAACUCGGAAGCUCCCCCAUCGGCCAAUUCCGUUCCCGAGAUCCGUAUCCAUUUCCCUGAGGAAGUUGACACCUCGGGAAAGCGCCAAUCUGGCAGAGUUGUCGUCGUGCGUGUCGGUGACCACAGCAUUGGUCUCGAGCCCGUAUCGGAGAACCUUCCUCCCUACCAGAAGAGCGAGUCGGAUCGUUUCCAGUCGCUUGAUCUUGAGAGGAUAGGCGGGCUCAAGGAGAAGAACGUCGAGGCUCGCUACCAAUAG